Molecule: messenger RNA, 1842 nt
Organism: Closterium sp. NIES-65
Lineage: Eukaryota; Viridiplantae; Streptophyta; Zygnematophyceae; Desmidiales; Closteriaceae
Source: the annotation of a GenBank genome assembly
AUGCUCAUAACGGGACCAGUAACCCCCGCAAUAACGCGUACAGCGGACCCUUAUCGCCGUCGGCGGGUAGUGAAGUGUCUAGAAGCCGUGUGUCAGAGCCCCCAGCCGAUCCUUCCUCUUGUGGAGGUUCGCACGCAGUGCUGGUUGGCCCACGUGUUGACCCCCGCACCUCCUCUCCAACCCGGCCACUCCCCUACCCUUCUUGCAGUUGGUGAAGUGCUUGGAAGCCGUGUGUCAGAGUACCCAGCCGUUCCUUCCUCUCGUGGAGGUUCGCACCCGCUGCUGGCUGGCUCAUGUGCUACUGAAACACUCCCGCAAUGUGCUGCACGCGAAGGCGCAUCUCGAGAGAGCGCAAGUGCUUCUGAAGGCCAUUCCUGGGAAUAUCCUCCUCAAGUGCACGGCCCUCUCUCUGCUCGCCACGUGUUACCACCUGAUUGGCCACGCCCACUUUCACAAGCACGUACUUCAGAAGGCAUCGAUCUAGUCACACACCAGCUCGCCACACUCCCACGCUCAGCCUCGGGUUCUGAACCAGGUCCCAGCUCGGCUGCAGGCUUGGGGUUAGGUUCGGGAGGAGGUUUGGGCGGAGGUUCGGGCGGAGGUUCGGCGGCGGAGCUGGCUCGGUGGAUGGGGGUGUUCUCGGUGGGGAUGGCGGGGCGGUUGCUGGGGGAGGGAGAUGUGGAGGGGGCUGCUGGGGCAUUGGCGAAGGGGAUGGCUGCUCACGUUGGCAGGGCGGCUGCUGGGGAGGGGGAUGUGGAACGGGCUGCUAGUGCGCUGGGGAAGGGGACGGCUGCUGUACAGACGACAGGGGAUAGGGGCAUGAUGCUCCUGCUAUCCGCUUCCCUGCUGCACAUUCGCAUCUCGACCGUCCAUCACACGCCACAGCAGAUCUCAACCCUUCUUUCAGAAUGCACCUCGUUGUGGCAGCAGAUCCCGCCACGUCAGCAGCCAGACUACCGUGGCCUGUUCGUCUACGUCCAAUUACUGGCUGCCACGUGGCACCUCCGCAUGGCUGACUACAACCAGGCCAAGGCUGACGUGGCAGCAGCAGAGGAGGCACUGGCGGGGAUGAGUCCCCCUGCAGCGAAUCGUGAGGCGCCAGCUGGCAGCUCGCCAGUUGCUGCGUCAGCGCCACGUCAGCUGCAGCAGGGGGGGAAUGUGCAUGCACAGAGGCUGGGGCAGGAUACAGGAGCAGUAAGAGCAGUGGGUGCAGCAGGAGCAGCAGGGGCAGCAGGAGGGGUGAUGGGCAACGGAGCAGGGGCAAUGGUCGCAGGGGAAGGAGGAGAAGCGUCAGGCGCAUUAUCGCGUCCUUCCCAUCUUCGUCUUCCUGUUUCCUCCUCCUGCUGCAAGUUUCCAGUCCUCUCAUUCCUCUCUUUUGUCCCAAAACUCUUUCUCCCCUGCACCUGCUCGCAUGCUCGUUCCCACCCCCCUGUCAUUCUCACCAUUCUCGAAAUCUUCACCCUUUCAGAUGAGCUUCACCGCAUCGGGGUCCUCCCAGGCUCUACAGAGUCUACUCUGGAGCCGUGGAGUGUGGCGUGGGCCGGCACACUCCUCUUGCUCCUCUACGCAGUGCACGCUCUUGCUCUUGCUUCUCUACGUCUUGGAAGCCCAAGCAGUGCUGGCGCUGACAUCUACAGAAUACCCCCUCUCGCAACGGCCCAGGCGGUGCUGGUGGCGCUGACAUCUACAGAGUAUCCUCUCUCUCAAUGGGUAAGCUGCGCAUGCAGGCAUAUGUGUGUGGGAGGGGGUAGAGUGAUGGUGGAGUGUGGCGUGGGCCGGCAUGCUCCUCCUCUUGCUGCUCUACGUCUUGGAGGCCCAAGCGGUGCUCGCGCUGACUUCUAA